AUGCAUUCCUUCGUCAGAUUCUGCUCAGCACUCGCGCUGGUCGUGACAGCUUCGGUCCUACUGGCAGGUGCCGAAAAAAUGACGACCUGCGAUUCUCACCAUUUGAACAUCCAUCACCUACAUUGUGAGACUGGAGUGAUCCAAGUAGAGCACGCUCUGUACGGUCGCACGAGCUCUGCGGUGUGCGCUGCAGGCCGACCUCCAUGGCAGCUGGCAAACACUCACUGCGCUCGCCCAGGCACACUUAAAGACAUGCGUACAAGAUGCAACGACAAAAAGACGUGUGACGUCAACACACGUUUUUUCCGCAAACCCGAUCCCUGUUAUGGCACCUUUAAGUAUUUGCAGACCAUCUACACCUGCCAACCUGCAUUUACUGUGGUUGCAUGCGAGGAUUCUUUGGCGCAUUUGUCUUGCGAUAAAGGGCUAGUUAUCAGGGUCUACAGCGCCAACUACGGACGUCGCGACAGGAAGACGUGUGUCUUCGAAAGGCCUUGGGUACAAGUACGAAAAACUAAAUGCGUACACCCGACUGAAUAUGUCCCUGGCAGGUGCAAUGGGAAAAACAAGUGUACUAUUCUUGCAAGCAAUAGUGUAUUUGGCGACCCCUGUCGAGGCACUUACAAGUACUUGGAGAUUUCUUACACAUGUGAACCACUGGUCGUGACAGCUUCGGUCCUACUGGCAGGUGCCGAACAAAUGACGACCUGCGAUUCUCACCGUUUGAACAUCCAUCACCUACAUUGUGAGGAUGGAGUGAUCCAAGUAGAGCAGGCUAUGUACGGUCGCUCGAGCUUAGCGGUGUGCGCUGCAGGCCGACCUCCACGGAAGCUGGCAAACACUCAGUGCGCUCGCCCAGGCACACUUGAAGACAUUCGUACAAGAUGCAACGGCAAAAAGACGUGUGACGUCAACACACGUUUUUUCCGCAAACCCGAUCCUUGUCGUGGCACCUUUAAGUAUUUGCAGACCAACUACACUUGCUAUCCUGCAUUUACCGUGGUUGCAUGCCAGGAUUCUUUGGCGCAUUUGUUUUGCGAUAAAGGGCUAGUUAUCAGGGUCUACGGCGCAGACUACGGACGUCGCGACAGGAACACGUGUGUCCUCGGAAGGCCUUGGAAACAAGUACGAAAUACUGAAUGCCUACACCCGACUGAAAUUGUCCCUGAAAGGUGCAAUGGGAAGAACAAGUGUACUAUUCUUGCAAGCAACAGUGUAUUUGGCGACCCCUGUCGAGGCACCUACAAGUACUUGGAGGUUUCUUACACAUGUGAAUGUAAGACGAUUAUCCUGUAA
Corythoichthys intestinalis (scribbled pipefish) is the source of this 1296-nucleotide messenger RNA. RefSeq names its product L-rhamnose-binding lectin CSL1-like. The transcript is spliced from 16 exons. Bases 1 to 1296 code for a protein of 431 amino acids. The record is from RefSeq and is a predicted model, not a curated record. NCBI's taxonomy places the organism in Eukaryota, Metazoa, Chordata, Actinopteri, Syngnathiformes, Syngnathidae. Gene Ontology annotation, molecular function: carbohydrate binding.